This is a messenger RNA of Protopolystoma xenopodis, 363 nucleotides long. The record is from the annotation of a GenBank genome assembly. NCBI's taxonomy places the organism in Eukaryota, Metazoa, Platyhelminthes, Monogenea, Polystomatidea, Polystomatidae.
AUGGGACAACCUGGAAACAAAGGAGCUCACGGUGUAGAUGGAGCGAUAGGUCCUCAGGGUCCGAAAGGUGAGAUUGGCCUUCCAGGUCAGGAGGGUGAAGUCGGAGCCCCAGGCCUUAAAGGCCAGACUGGACCUCAAGGCAAUACGGGGGACAAAGGGCCACCUGGCGAUUCAGGCCCUCAGGGGCAGCCCGGACCCCAUGGGAUGCAAGGCUUGCCAGGCUGGACUGCAGUUUCGACCUCGCAUCAGUCUUAUCAAAACCCCCAGCGGAAGUCGAACCGUGACAGUGCAGAAUGGGAGCUUGACACGUUAAUCACUCGGCCACAUUGGCACGAGUGCCCUUGGGUCACAGGGCAGAUGUGA